CUCUGAUCCUGGAAGAAAUGGGGCGGUUUAGGGAGCAGCCAAGUCUCCUCAGGGGCUGAAUGGGGGCAGCAAUGAAGGGGGAAGAGAGCUGAGGCCAGCAGAGCUGCGAAGGCUCUGCGGUCAUCCAGGACUGAGGGAGGAGGAGGGCGCCCCCAGUGGUAGCAGAGACAGAGCGCUAGGGACGAGCUACCCGGCCUUCCUUGGAGGGACUCGUUUCCCGACCCGGUGGCUCCCCGGGGCCUGUGAAGCCAGAGCCAGCCUGGCCCAUUCUCAGGGCUUAGUCCUCACCGCUGGGGUCCUGACUGGAGCCUUGGGAGGGGCCUUCACGGCCCUGGACCUCCCCACAGCCCAAGGGAGUCUCCAGGAGGAAGCCGAAGGGCCCCUCCUGGGGUCGAUUCCCAAGCCAGGAUUCACUGGGCUCUCUCCGACCAAUGGGCGCUGGGGGUUCCUGACCUCCCGGCUCUUUGCUGGCCACUCUCCGCCCGAGGUUCACCCUCUGGCCCCUGGACUGGCUUCUCAUCUCGGUCCUCUUGUGUCUCCGAAUGGACAGUAGGGUGUCAGCUCCCCGGCAGAGCAGUGGUAAGGGCUAGGCAAUUGGGGGUAAGCGACUUACCCAGGGUCCCAUGGGGCCACAUUUGAACCCGGGACCUCCUGGCUCCACUCUGUUUAAAAUCAGUUUGGCGGUGAGCUCCCUGGGACUAAGCAAGCCCGUUACAGCCCUGGGAGAGCCCAGCUCACUUCCUGUAGAUCAAGAGAAAGUGGGGCCAACCACAUGGGGGCUUACAGGGACACAUGGCAGGCAGAAUCCCACUUUUGCCAAGCUCUAGUUGCUGCCAGCACCUUGGGGUCCUAAUUCAAGCCCUGGAGAGCAGGGAGCCAGGGAAGGCAGAUAGAGGCAUUCAUGAGGGGAUCAUUUGGGGGGUCCUGAAGGUCUCCUCCUCUGACCUCAUGGGGAGGUGGACCUGACUACUGAGCUCCCCAGCCCUUACUCGCCCAAAAUGUAACCCCUCCAGAGUGACUCUUGGGGCACACUUCCGCCUUGCCCACAGGGACCAGCCUCCCUCCUGGACCCAGGUGUGGGGGUCAGAGGUUCCACUGUCCUGCCUUCCGGACCCAGGAAGCCAAGCUUUUUCCUGACCCUGGGGCCCAGGCCGUGGGCUCCCCUUUAGGGAUUCCAAACUGGAGCUCUCUCACAGGUCCCAGGAGUCCUCCCCAGCUCCUAGGGAGACCUCAGGACACAGGCCGGCUGCUCAGGCACAACACUUGUGUCUGCCUGUCACUCACGGGUCCCUGAGCUCCGCAGCAAAGGAAGGAGAAGCCAGUGGCUGCCCUCGAGGACUGCUCGGUCGAAUGGGGGAGACGACAGGUGGGAGUCUGUGCCCUGAGGGCAGGCCCAGGGUCUUUGUAACUCCUGUAGGACCAUCAAUCCCUGCACCAGAAGAGGAGGAGGGAAAGAUAUCUCCCCUCUGCUAUACUUCUCCCUCCCCGGCUCAGUGUGUAGAGAAACAAGAGCUGGUUCAAACAGGGAUCCUGGAACCAGAGGGAAUGGUCCUUGGGAGAAGCAGCCCCCCAGCCCAGGAGAUGGUGACGUUCCAGGAUGUGGCUGUGGACUUCACACGGGAGGAGUGGUGCCUCUUGUCCCCUCCCCAGAAGGAGCUGUACAAGGAGGUGAUGCUGGAGAAUGCCUGGAACCUGCUCUCUGUGGGGCUUCCAGCUCCCCCAGAAUAUGUGAUCUCUUAUUUGGAGAAGAGGGAAGCCCCAUGGAUGCUGGAGCGAGAAGGUCCGAGGAGCUGCUGCCCAGAAGGAGAGAUCAGACCUGAAAUGAAAAUGACUCUAACAGAAGUGGACCUUUCUCUCGACAAACAAAGACUCAUGAGUGAUGGUCCCCAUAACUUAGCUUGGAGAGAAUGCUGUGUUGAAUCUCAAAAUUCAUCCCUUAUUGAACAUCAAAGAAUCCACACUGAGGAAAAACCUAGUGAAUGUAGUCUUGCUGGACAUGAGAGAACCCACACUGAUGAGAAACCUUCUGAAUGCAAGCAAUGUGGAAAGACAUUCAGACAGAGCUCCAUUCUUGCUCGACAUCAGAGAAUCCACACUGGAAAGAAAACUUUUGAAUGCAAGCAAUGUGGAAAGACAUUCAGACAGAACUCCAAUCUUGCUAUGCAUCUGAGAAUUCACACUGGGGAGAAACAUUUUGAAUGCAAGCAAUGUGGAAAAACAUUCACUUGGAACUCCAGUCUUGCUGUACAUCAGAGAAUUCACACAGGGGAGAAACCUUUUGAAUGCAAUCAAUGUGGAAAGACAUUCAGACAAAGAGCCAAUCUUGCUCGACAUCAGAGAAUCCACUCUGGGGAGAAACCUUAUGAAUGCAAGCAAUGUGGAAAGACAUUCAGUCGCAGUGCCUACCUUGAUAUACAUCAAAGAAUCCACUCUGGGGAGAAACCUUUUGAAUGCAAUCAAUGUGGAAAGACAUUCAGUGAGAGCUACUCUCUUGCCAAACAUCAGAGAAUCCACACUGGUGAGAAACCUUUUGAAUGCAAGCAAUGUGGAAAGACAUUCAGUGGGAGCUACUCUCUUGCCAAACAUCAGAGAAUCCACUCUGGUGAGAAACCUUUUGAAUGCAAGCAAUGUGGAAAGACAUUCAGUGAAAGCUGCUCUCUUGCUGAACAUCAGAGAACCCACACUGGUGAGAAACCUUUCGAAUGCAAGCAAUGUGGAAAGACAUUCAGACAAAGAGCCAAUCUUGCACGACAUCAGAGAAUUCACACCGGAGAGAAACCUUAUGAAUGUGAGCAAUGUGGAAAGGCAUUUAGUCAGAGAUCCUAUCUAACUAUACAUCAAAGAAUCCACACUGGGGAAAAACCUUAUGAAUGCGAGCAGUGUGGAAAGACAUUCAGACAGAGAUCCAAACUCGCUGUACAUCAGAGAAUCCACACUGGGGAAAAACCUUAUGAAUGCAAGCAAUGUGGAAAGUCAUUUGCAUGGAGCUCCAGUCUUGCUCUCCAUCAGAAAAACCAUAGAUUUUCACACAGAGCUCUCACCUUGCUAAAAAUCAGACAAUUCACACUAGUAUGUCAUAAGAUCCACUAAAAUUAGGUCCAAAUGAGCAUGAUUUAGACCUUAAGCGUGAUCGCCAUGAGCAAAAUAAGGAGGAUUGAAUAGUUUACCUUUUAGUUCAGCUUAGCAAGUUCAUUUGCUUUAAAACAGUAUGUCCAAUUAAAUACUUGUUAAAAACUGGUUCUUGGUUUCUAUAGAGUUUAUUAAUAUUUACCUGAAAUAGAGUAGAUAAAUAGAGAUCAAAACCUAUUUCUAAUUUAAUUUUGAUCUUGUCACAUGGUGCUCUGUGCUCUGCCUCAUUGUUCCCAGCCCAUGUCCUGCAAUGCCACCAUCCAACUAAGGUGGGUAAAGUUCAAUGUUUUACACACUUCUAGUGAAAGAAGCUUUGGAGGUAUAAGCUGCUUAUGUGAAAUGAUUUGUUGAGAUUAGGCAUGUUAACAUCCCAAGACCCCAAGUGGGGAUAUUUUAAUGUGCUUGUCUUACAAUAGAAUCAUAGCGAGGAUUGUUUAAGAGGAACCCCCUCUUAAACCUGCUUUGUCCAACCUGUGUCCCUGUGCUGUGUGACUGGAUGUCACACAAUACACAUACAGGCCAAAAGAAAGGAUAAAAGAGAGGGUGCAAGGGGGUGCCCUAUAUUUCCUUGGAUAGUGGCAUUGGAGGAUGUGGGCUGGGAGCAAUGAAGCAGAGCAAGAGUUAGAGAAAUUCCAUUUAAAAUAUUUAAGAAUCUAUUUGCCAAGAUAACACAGGAAUUAUAUGAACACAAUUACAAAACACUUUCUGUACAAUUAAAACUAGAUCUAUAAUGAUACAUAUAAAACCCAAUUGAAUUGCUCAUUGGCUACAGGAGGGGAGGGAAAGAAUAUGAAUCAUGUAACCAGGAAAAAAUAUUCUAAAUUAAAUAAAUAAAACUGUUAAGAAUUUAAAAAUAAUAAAGUAAAACUAAUCUAAAUAAUUGGAAAAACAUUAAUUGCUCAUGUGUAGGACAAGCUAAUAUAAUAAAAAUGACAAUCCUACCCAAAUUAAUUUGCUUACUCAGUGCCAUACCCAUCAAACUACCAAGAAACUUUUUAUUGAGUUAGUAACAAAGUUCAUCUAGAAGAACAAAAGAUCAAGAAUAUAAAGGGAAAUAAUGGGAAAAAUGUGAAGGAGGCCUAGCAGUACCAGAUCUUAAACUGUACUAUAAAGCAGUGGUCAUCAAAACAAUAUGGUACUGGCUAAAAGACAAGGGAGGAUCAAUGGAAUAGACUUAGGUCUAUAGGGUAAAUGUCCUCAAAAAGACAGUAUGGGAUAAACCCAAAGAUCCACCUUUUGGGACAAGAACCCACUGUUUGACAAAAACUGCUGGGAAAAUUGGAAAACAGUAUGGGAGAGAAUAGAUUUAGAUCAACAUCUCACACUGAACAGGUUAAAUUUAAUGGUUGGACAAUAAUUUAAUGAAAUUAUGUGGUUGCCAAUAUUCAUUACAUCUUGAGUCAGAAAUUUAUUUACAAAUAUUUGCAAAUAGAGAGGAAACAAUAAAGAAGAGAAAUGUGUGGGGGAUAGAGAAGUUAUCUAUCCUAUCUUAAUCCAGGCAGAUAUUAAUUAGCUCCCAAGUAGGAAGGCUGGUGGUGAGUUACCAUGUGGCCUCCAAGAUGGAAGCUAGUCUCUUAGGAAAUGAGGAAAGGAGUCAGCCUUUCACUCAACCAAAGAAGUAAUCAAGGAGUCAGAGUCUAAGUUGAAGUUGAGCUCCAAGCCCACGAUCCAAGUCAUAGUCUCCAGCGAAGCUCCCUCAAAGACUCUCCCUGGUCAGAAGACUAUCUCCAGAAGACAAUCUCUUCAGACUAUCUUCUCAAAAACAAUCUGCUCUAAGGAAGUUCAGGCUUGCUUUUAUAGUGACUUCUUGUAUCCUCCCCUCUUCACAGGGGCCAAUCACAGCUUCCAAAUUGCCCAGCACUGCCCAGGAGACAGUGUUUGUGGGAACCACUUAUCAUCUUCUGACGAUUGUUAUCACUGAAGUGGUGCACUUCAUAAAGUGAGUCCGGACACCCAGAAGUUUAAAUUAAUAGAACCAACAGUUAUUACUGGCCAGGGCAAAACUUCCUAAUGAAAGUUGCACUGGACUGAAGUUACAAUGCAGUUUUUAUAGGAUGCAAGAUACAAAGCAAACAAUGUUCAUUAAUGAGACAUAGCCUUGAUAAAGCAAGCAAACCUUAUUGUCUAGAAGCUAUUUUCGUCAGUAACAUGGGGUACAGGACAUUCCAUUUUAUAUCUUAUCCUUGUUAGUAAGGGAGUUACUUUCUCAUGGAUCCUGACUGUAUGUUGUUUUGGUUCUGAGCUGCCUGACCUUCACAGGAAAGCUCAGUUCUGAUUUCUACUUUCCCCAGGGAAAAACAGGUUUUCUGGUAAAUGACUUGGUUUACCUCACUUCAAUCCCUCCUUAUGUGUGUAAGUCAAACCCUUGUCUCAACUUUGGUGGGUAUGGGAGGGUAGCAAGGCCAAAAGUUUGACUGCCUUUAGGUGCCACUGGACAUAGGACAUAAGGCGAUUUAUUAAGCAGGGCCCAAUACCAGACCUCUGGGGGAUCAGCAGAUUGUGAGCACAGGGUGAAGGGGAGAGGCCCCGAGGUGGAGCAAUAGCUGCGCUGGCAAUGUAGCCCCUUUUGGGGCUGAGCAGGUUUUUCCUGUAAAACAUGCUUUAUCAGGGUGCCGUGGUUCCCGUAUAUUCCCGGGACCUCAUGAGCCACUGAGAGGUCUAUGAUGGAAGCCCCCAGACCCCCUUCUCUACAGCGUGACCUUGGGUUUAUCUGUCUCCACAGGGCUAGGGUCUCAUAGCCCCCAGGCUGCACUGUGACAUUUACCAGGAACAUUGCAGGAAGUUGGCAUACAAGCAUAUAAAUGAACUUUAACCAACAUCAAUGGCCCUCCUCCCCCCCCACAUGCAGCCAACCAGCCCCCAUAAGAACCUGCAGGAUGUCUCUAGCCCAUUCCAGGAGGCUUCGUGGUCCCAUCUCAUCACCUUCUGAAGGCUGAAGUUCUCAAAAUCAAAAAGGUUCUCAGUUUCCUGAUUGACUGGAUUUCUAAGGGUAGUUUGGGAGCUCCUCCGCCUAGUUCAAGCUUUUGUGGAGUCCAUCAAAAAAGUGUGUUAAUUCAAAACGGGCGAAGGGGGUAAAGGAUUCCCUUAUGGCACGGCACCAGCAAGGCCCAAGUCAAGUAAUUUAUGACCUCCCAGUGAAGGACAAUUGCAGCUAUCGUGCACUUGGCCACUGGCAGCCAGGACGGCAGGAAGUUGCCAACCUAUAAAAGAGGAGAGACUUCCCUGGUCUAAUGUUACCUUCGAUCUGAGGGAGAAGGGCGCCAAAAAGAAAGGCAAACAGGGUCCUUGUAGGAACCUGGCACGGGGAAGUCCCGUCUGGAUUUGCCCAACAACCACUUCCUCAAACCCCAAAAACAAGUCCUCAGUCUCGGCUCAGAUCCCCGUCGAUCCCCAGGUGGGCGAUCUCUGUGCCUUGCGCUUCUGAGCACUGUGGAGAGGCUCUUUUGUGACCGCUUCUUCCGAAAUGAGGCGCCAUCAUUAGUGAAAGUCCCCAUAAUCCGUAACCAGUGGCAGGUUUCCAUUAUCUAAAGCUUGUGGGCAUUUUUGGCAGAGUCAGCCAGGUUUUCCCACCUAUUUUGUCAAGAAUUUGGGAAAAAGAAGGCAAUUGGGGUUUCAGAGAAGUCGGGCCUGCAUACAUUUCAAAAGCCUGUGUGAAAAGUAACCAUUUUGAGAGCAGUGCUGAGUGCAACUAAUCUGCCUAGUGAUGCCACGCCCAAAAGAAACCACGCCUCCUGAAGGGAGGAGGCGACUCUUAAAGGGCCAGACUUAAAAACAUUUUUUCUGUUGCAAAAAGCUUUUCAAGAUACAAGACGGCAAAGAAACUAUUACUUGCCAUGGGUUAUCUAGCCUGGAUUGCAUAUGUCUUGUAUAUGUUUUACGACUUAUUGUUUGUCAUGAUUCCGGAUUAUAUUUAUUUUCUGCUUAGCAUCUAUGAAACUGCAAUGGCUGAAUAUAAGUAUGUAUCGCUUGAUUUCAUUCAUUCCCACAUAUGCUGGAGCAUUAUUCUUCUUAACCCUAAAAAUAGGUGUGCAUCUAAUUUUUGGGAAAAAAGCAAAAGAUAAUGAAAUGGCUGUGACGAUUUUAGCCAUAAAGGAGGAGAUGAUGCAACUAAAGGAAAUGAUGAAGCAACUGAGUGAAGAGAUACAAUGUGGCAAAGGUAUUAACACACAGCAAGACAUACCUAAAAAUAACAAUGUAGUUCAGCAAGAAAAUACAGAUGGGGCUGAAGGGGGAAUACCAACAUUGCCACUAAGAGAUCAAACAAGCUUACAACCAGAUAGUGGCAUAAUUCAUAUUAAAACAAAUAAACCAUUUACAACAGCUGAGCUUGAAAGUCUGAAAAGACGGAUGCCUUCCUGGUUUUCAGAACCGAUGAGAUGUUUAAAAGAAUUUAAAAGAGCAAUGAGGCUUUAUGAUCCAGAUUUCCAGGACACUGAAAUUCUUCUCUCAGAAUUAUUUUCAAAAAGGGAAACACAACAAUUCCUUGAUGAAACUAGAAAAAAUCCAAAUUUAACAUCAUGGCCAGAGGAAGGAACAGACUUAGAGUUAUCUGAUAAUUAAAAUCUACAUUACUUAAGAAAGGCCAGAGAAGACUUAUUAGAGGCAAUGAAAAGUUUUUUCGAAAAGACCAGAUACUUGGGGAAAAUUUGAGAAAUUGAGACAGGAAAGUGGGGAACAUCCAUCAAAGUUCCUCGAUAGAAUGAUUGAAGUAGCAGAGGAUGUGCUUGGAUUUGAAAAUUUAACAGAACAAAAUCUCCAACACAUAAGGAGACAAUUUGUGAGAGGCAGUAAUACACCUAUUAAAUCAUAUUUUAAACUUCAGUGCUCAGAUUGGGAAACACUAAGUCUGGAAGAUUUAAGAAAAACGGCAACUUACAUAUUUUCAGGUCAUAAAGAAAUGCUAGAGGAAAAAGAUGAAAUAAUAAAAGACCUUAAAGUCAAGCACAAGGAGGCAAAUAGCUCAAGUAAAUAUAAAGAAAUUGAAGAAAUAAAAAAUCUAGCCACUCUGCAAUCAUACAAACCCACAAGAAAUUACACACAAAGCAAUCAAAGGAGAAAUUUACCCAGAUGUUUCCUCUGUGGAAAAAUGGGUCACAUGGUUUGAGACUUAUUUAAAGGCACAAUUAUUCCAAGCUAAUAACAAACAAAGGUCUUGGAAAAGCAAUGUAAAGUAUAGCAGCAAUAAUACACAAACAAAUACAAAAUGUUGUGAUUGUAAUUGCAAGAAAUCAUUGCAAGCACCAAAUUUAGAAACCAUGGAGAGGUACAUCCAACAAGGAGAGAAACCACGUUAUUCACAAGUAGUCUCAUGUGCUGCAAAACAAAGUCAAUUAUGAAGUCAGGUACAUGGGGUAACAUCAAAAGGGAAAAAUGGGAAAGGAAAAGGGAAAAAUGAAAAGGAAGGAGAGUGCAUGCAGAUAGAAUGUGGGGUGCCAAAAGCACAAAAUAAAACUAAAGAACAAAUAGAAGAAGAAAUCCAAUUAGAUAAUGAUGUAACAGAGAUUAAAGAGAAAAAUUUUGGAACAGUAGAACAAGCUACAAAGAAAGAGGAAGAAACAGAAGUGGCAACAGUCUGUAAUACUCAAACUGUAAAUGAAUUAAUUGAAGCAUAUGAGCAAACAACAGAAGGGUCCAAUGGGGACGAAAAUGCAAUAACAGAAGACAUUCAAAUUAGCAGACCUCCUGGAGACAAUGACACGGAAAGCAGGGAAGAUAUUACAAAAGAAAAUACCAAUGACAUAAUAGAAAAGUCAACCUUAAAUCCUUAUGCAGAAGAAUUCCAACCAAUAGUAACUGCACAAGAAAAAACAAACACAAACAUUAUUAUGCCAUCCUUAAGUCUCCAUGAUAAUGCAAUUCCAUUGCAAACUGAUGAUGAAUUGCAAAGUGAAUGGUCAAAGCAACAAGAAAAGUCUGUAGAUGAAGAACAAAACUGGGAUUUGAACAAAAUAGAAAUAGAGGUGCCUAUGGUCCAAGUGUGCCAACAAAAUGAGAACACAGAACCAAGGGUUAUGAUAAAAGUUGGUAAUGAGAUCUACCCAUCUCUUAUUGAUACAGGAGCAACUAAAUCUGUUUUAAAAACAUCUCCCAAAAAGAGACAAAUCACAAGUUACGUCCAAGUUAAAGAGCUUGCAAAAGACUUGGGGAAUAUAGAAAUCAUCAAGCAAAAGUAAAUGCAAGACACGAAUCACACAGAAUCACUAUAUUCAAUAAUAUUUGAUUCAGAAAAUGAAGAAGACCAAGAACCUUAUGAAUAUGUCAAACCUUACAAUCAAGAUCACAAAGCUUUACAAGAGGAGAUGCAGGAUUUCAUUAACAACUCAAAUCAAGAACAAAUGAUCCAGUCAGAAGAGUUAGUUAAGGAAAUAAACUACACAAUCACAUUAGAAGAAAUGCUGGCAGCAUUGGGAGUCAAGAAUUACCAAGAACUUUGUGAAAAGUAUGUGGAAGUGGAUAAAGCAGAUAAAGACACUAAAUUUGCAGAACAAGAAAAUCACAUACCUGAUCCAAAACAAAAGGAAGAAGCAAACAAUGUAAUGCUCCUAUCACAUCUUCCUUUCUCUGAUGUAGAACUUCUCACAAACUAGACUGUCAAUUAACAAAAUAUAUAUGAGCUUUACAGACAAGAAUAGCAGAAUUGCAUGAAAUGGACUUGAUACAAUAAACAGUACCCCUGGAUUACAAUUUGCACAACAUCAAACUAGGAGACAUAGUAUAAUUAAAGAAUUUCAAUAGAAAAUUGGCUACAGACAUAAAAUGGAGUGGACCACAUGAAGUAUUGCUUACUACCCCAACAGCUAUUAAAGUUACAGGGAAAGACUCAUGGUUUCACUGUUCCCACGUGAAACCAGAAAAAGUUCAACAUCACUGUAACAGACAUAGAAGAUAAUUAGACAAAAGAUAGUGCUGAGAAAUGGAAACAAAAACUGAUUAACAUAAAAAGUACACCACAAAGAAGUAAUAGUGAAACAUAAUGUUCAAGACAACUUCCCAGCCCAGAGGAAAAGCAACCCAGAGGAAAAGCAUCCCAGAAGAAAAGCAUCAAGAAAAGAUGCUAGAGACAAGAAACAAAGAGGAAAAGCUGAAAUAGACAGCUAAGACUUUGAACUUUGUUAAUUUGUUUAUAUAAGAAGAGGACAGAUAAAAAACGAGACUUAUAUGUAAGAAUGAGUGUAUUGAAAUAAUAAAACAAAAGUAAUUUCACAUAUUAGGGAAAUAGCAUGCAUCACUACAUAACUUGGAAGAAAGAAGAGAUCCAUCAGUCAACAUGAGAAGUGGAAAUCUGAAGAAACUUGAUAAGUAUUCAACACAACACUAUUAGACACAAAACAAAAUCACAAACUGACAUAUUGAGAGACCUUGUUUAUAUAAACAAGUGUCUGAAAUUGUAUUUAUGCAAAAUGUAAAUAUGUAUAUAGUUAAUUCCAUUAGGUCUUAGGCAAAUAGAAAGAUCAAUAGAUAUUUCUAUUUGACUGACAUCAUGAUGUGGAACAAUGUGUAUUGUAUUAUAAAUAAUUUCUGUAAAUAAGGUAUUAGUUUUAGUUAACGUAGAGUAAGUAGUAUUAGCAUUAAGACUCAAAUUUCUUGUAAUAGUUUUGUUCAAACAUUUAUUGUACUGAAUUUAUUGUAAAACCCCAAAACUACCCUUGCCCAAACUUUCCUGCUAAGAAUUCUUAGUGUAGAUUUAGUAAAUUGGUAACUAUAAUAUAAAUAUGUGACCUUGGGAAGGUCACAACAAAAAAAGGGGACGAUUGUGGAAAGGAAACUAGAAUGACAGUUUGUGGAGGAAAGGGCCAACUGGAAGUGGCUGUUGGGUCUUGUGACUAGCACUUCCUUCCUGCCGAUUUGGGACUUGCUUCCUGGUGUUGGAGGAGAGAGGAGCUUGUUCAGCCCAGUCUGGGGUGGUGUGCCACCUCUUUCUUGGUUCAGCCUGAAGAUUCAAGCCCAAUCUCUUCUGAAGGUUAGACCGGUUCUUGUUUGCUUUCUAUCUACUGCUAAGAUUCUAAAAAAUACAAAACUGGACUGAUAUAGAGUAGACGGGCAUGGGAGAACCCUCCGCCAGCCUCUGGGGCCUGGCCUCAGGUCUGAAGCUGAGAAAAAACUCUAAUCCCAACUAGUUAUUAAACUUUAUAUUAUUUGAAUUCUCAGUCAGAUAAGUGGACUAUCUUUUCUGGUCAUAGAGAGAGCUGAACUUCAGUUCAGUCAUUCUAUAACAAGCAAUCCUUAUCGGACCCCUGCUGUUUCCUCUCAGCAGGGGGCAUCUCCCUCCUUUGCUUCAUCAAGCAAUAUACCCUCUCUCCCCUCUCUCCUCUAUAGCCCUAUACAAAUCUCCCAGAAAUCCCCAUUUUUUCCAAUCCUAUUUCCUUUCCCAAUAUUACAGUAUGCAUUGGUAUUGGGGCUAACAGAUAUGUAAACUAACCCUUCAAAAUAAAAAACAGUAAUACUGA
Monodelphis domestica (gray short-tailed opossum) is the source of this 11576-nucleotide messenger RNA. NCBI's taxonomy places the organism in Eukaryota, Metazoa, Chordata, Mammalia, Didelphimorphia, Didelphidae. The record is from RefSeq and is a predicted model, not a curated record.